AUGAAUUCGUCGACCUCUUUGUUCAAAAGAACUGAGGUAAUUGGGAGGGGGAAAUUCGGUGUCGUGUAUAAAGGUUACAACAAGCAAACCAAGCAAGUUGUUGCCAUCAAGGUGUUGAAUUUGGACACACAGGACGAGGAGGUUGCCGAUGUACAGCAAGAGAUCCAAUUUUUGACUGAAUUGAAGAAUGUUCCUAACGUUACCCACUACUAUGGGUCUUUCUUGAAUGACACCAAGCUAUGGAUUAUCAUGGACUACUGUGCUGGGGGGUCCAUUCGAACCUUGUUGAAGUCGGGAAUCUUUGAAGAGAGGUACAUUGGUGUUAUAGUGAGAGAGUUGCUUGUUGCGCUCCAGUCUGUGCACAAGUUGGGUGUAAUCCACAGAGAUUUGAAGGCUGCCAAUGUACUUAUUUCCAAGGAAGGGAACGUACAAUUGUGUGAUUUUGGGGUGGCGGCGAAGAUAACGUCGUCUGCCUUCAAGAGAACUACAAUGGCCGGGACGCCAUACUGGAUGGCGCCAGAAGUUAUCCGUGAGGGUGAUGGAUACAACGUAAAGGCUGAUAUAUGGUCGUUGGGAAUCACUGUGUAUGAAAUAACUACGGGGAAUCCACCUUAUUCCGACAAAGAUGCUAUGUGGGCAAUGCAGAUGAUCUCCAAGCUGACGCCUCCACGACUUGAGGGAAGAGAGUACUCUGUGGCACUUAAGGAAGUGAUUGCCCUCUGUUUGGAUGAAAACCCUGACGAAAGACCUCUGGCUGAGGAAUUGGCGAGGUGCAAAUUAGUCAAACAGUAUAAGAAUCUUCCCACCAACAUCUUGAAGGAAUUAGUCACCAAGUACUUACUUUGGCGAGAUCAGACUCCUUCUCAUAGGGGUUCCAUUGCGAUAAUGAACCUUGACGAAGAGGCGAAAAAGAAUGCGUUGGAGAGGAACAACAACCCCCAUCAUCCAAAUAUUACCGGUAGACUGAGCUCUAAUGACGACCUUGAGGAGGACGAGACUAAUAUCCAAAUUAAGUGGGACUUCGACUCUUUGAGUUCCAAAGAAUACAUUAUUGAAAAUGAUAUUGACUUGGAGAAUGUAGAUGAAGGCUACAACUUAUCAUAUCUUGAUGAUGAACCACCUUCUGCGACCACUGAGACUUUCGGGCCAGGCUUUGGCACUGCCACAGCUGAGCAUACGCUCAAUGCAAACUACCGCCCUACUAUAAAUGGAGCCACUGGUAAUGGGGUUGCAGGACUUAGAACAAACUCGCACACCAUGGGCGCGAGUACCAUUGUUCCUCCACCUAUUACCUCAUCCCAACCUUCGACAUUUCAAAAUAAUGGAAACCAUGCUGCUGCUGCUGGUAAUAACGACAUCCCCAAAUCAUUACAAUCUCUUUUCGAGGAAGAGGCUGGAGACGAAGGUUCAGGUUUAAACAAUGACUUGGCCAAUAAUUCCUCCAUUCAACCCCCUCCAGGAAUUGACUUGUCAAACAAUGAUAGAGUUGAUUCUCCAACUAUAGAGAUUCCUGAUAUGGACAACUUAGCUACGUAUUCAGCAACCAAGUCAAGCAGCACAACCUUCAGCACCGUUUCCAAUCCCAACCCUAAUAAUAUUAAUCCUAGCACAAACGGUACAAGUAGUAUCAAUAACAAUAAUAGACCUGCAUUAAAUAAACCACCAGUUUUAUAUCAUACACAAUCUGCAUCUGGAAACUUGGAAACAAGAUUUUCCUCCAAUACUGGGUCUGGUAACACCAGUAGCAAUGGAAGUAACGGAACCGCCAACUAUAGCGGCAAUGGGGUCACACGCACAAGAAAGAAAACCAUAUCCAAUAGUGCCAACUCCGUUAAUUCUACCACCUUCUCUGCAUCACCUUCCACACUUUCCCACCCUACUUCCACGACAAUAUCUACUCAAGAUCAACAGCCUCAUAUUCGUAGCACUCCACCUUAUGCGUCUAAUGGAGUACUGGAAACACCAUCACCAAAGCCCAUUCCAAAUACUGGUCUAAUUGCUCAACUAGCAAACAGCACAACCUCACCUUCCAAGUCAAUGAAAGCUUUGAAUUAUUCCACUAAUCCAUUAUUGCAGCCUAUUAAUUUUAAAGCUCAGUCUGAGCUGGUACAACUGCUGGUAGCCAAUGGAGGUAGCAUUAGUGAAAAUGAAGAACACGCUGCAGCAUCUGCGUUGCCUCCGCCGCCGCAACCACCAUCUAUGGCUGCCAAGCCCAAGAGAGCUAGGCCUGGUCUUCAUAUUCAAAUGCCGACACCUUCCAGCACUAUUAGUAGCUUGUCAGCGCUCACCAAUAAUGAGUUCGAACACAAUAGUAACCAUGACUCCAACGUGAAUCAGUUUGGAAUUAACCCGCAUCAAAUCAGCUCCGCUCCAAUGGCGAUGACUCCAGUUGCUGAGAUAGAUGCCAACCUACUGUUCAAUUCUGAAAACUCAGAGACUUUUGAUUCAGCUACUGCUACAUCCCUGGCGAAUGCUGGGAACACCAGAGAGAGGUCAGACACAAGUGGCAGUCAGAGGGCACCAUUUGGAUCGGAGCAACAACAGCCACCUAAAAAGUUAGGAAGCAUUAGUGCGCCCGGUGGUGGCUCACUUCAGCUUCCAACUAGAUCAACAUCCAUAAGCUCCAGUCCUGUUAAUUUUCCAGCUCCGAAGUUCCCCAUGAUUUCUCCGAUCAAUGCGGAGUUUUUCAUGGAUAGUACACCCAAGCAUAAGUUAGUGACUGAAUUAGAUACAAUGCUAAAAUCGUUCUCGCAAGCGCUAGAUGCAUUGGAGUAUAAUUUAUAG
Dujonia railenensis is the source of this 2784-nucleotide messenger RNA. Lineage: Eukaryota; Fungi; Ascomycota; Pichiomycetes; Serinales; Debaryomycetaceae. The record is from the annotation of a GenBank genome assembly.